AUGGCCGAGCCGGGGCCGGGGCUGGCGCUGCGCUUCCAGCGCCGGUUUCUGGCGGCGCGGCCGCUUCGCUCGCUGCCCUGGCCGGAACUCGAACAAAGCCUGCGGACCGCGCCGGACUCCGCGCUGCUGGCGGAUAUUCUGCGCCAGACAAUUCUUCAUCCUCUGUGUGUGAAAUAUCCCCCUUCGGCCAAGUACAGGAGGUGCUUCCUGACUGAGCUCAUCAAAAAGAUUGAAUCCACAGCAGCUGAACCCCUGGAUGAACUCUACGAGGCACUGGCAGAUGUUCUAAAAGAAGAAGAAUCUACUCACUGUUACAAAAACUACUUACUGCCCACGGGGGACUGUGUGAGCCUGUCCGAGAGCACUGCUCUCAUCUCCAGGGGCACCACGGGGCUCGUCACAUGGGAGGCUGCUCUGCUGCUGGCACAGUGGGCACUGCAGAACCCCAGUGUGUUCAGGGACAGGACAAUCCUGGAAUUAGGGAGUGGGAUUGGUUUCACUGGAAUUGCCAUCUGCAAGACCUGCCAACCCAGAACAUUCAUAUUUAGUGACUGCCACCCCCAUGUUCUCAGACAGCUGGGAGAAAACAUCCAGCUAAAUGGCUUCAUCCCAGAGCCUGACACGACCUGGAGCAUCCAAACAGAGUCCCAAGGACAGGAGGUGGAAGGGGAGAACUGCCAAAACCCAAAAGUGAUUGUUGCUGAGCUUGACUGGGGCUCAGUGACAGAAGAACAGCUGCAGGGACUCAGAGCUGAUGUUGUCAUUGCAGCAGAUGUGGUGUAUGAUCCUGAGAUAAUUUUAGCCCUCAUUGGGAUGCUACAGAAACUCUCCACUUGCAGAGCAGACAGGAGAGCUCCUGAGGUGUUCAUUGCCUCCACAAUCCGGAAUCCAGACACGUAUCAGCUGUUCCAGGCUGAGUUGGAUAAAGCUGGCAUCAGGUGGCAGAUGAUUCCAGCCCACAGCAGCUGUAAUUUUCUCUAUGAUGUGCAGCCAGAUGUAACUAUUCUACAACUAUUUAUAUAGGCUUGGCUUGGCAAACAGAACUGGAAUUUUGAGACCAACAGGAGCUGUCUCAGCCUUGUAAAAUGAUCCUGAAUUCUGGAAAUGAGGUUCUGAGGAUACAGCUGGACAUGUGGACAUCUGGAGUCCUUCUUUCCUGUAAUUCCCAGCAUGGAUCCAAGCCUGCUGCUUCCCCUGGGAAGUGACUGAACCUCAAGCAACAGAAACCAGAGAGCCCCAAUCACACAUCACUCGGAUUCUGUAGAAGACAACAGAAUUCAAGUGGGGCUUUUUUCCCAACUGUGUUGUGAUUUGUACUAUGUACUGUGUACUCUGGGCAGCCUGCAGGAUCACAGGAUGAGGAUCUCACACAGAGAAGAGAGCAAAACGAUCUUUCAGAGUAAUCAAUGAGUUUUGAUACCAAAACCAGCUGUAACUGUUUACUCUGGUGUUUUAUGUCUGUAUAUACUUGCAGUUUGGAUUAGCUGAAAACCCCCCAAUAAAACAGUGACCAAUACCUGUA
Molecule: messenger RNA, 1522 nt
Organism: Sturnus vulgaris (Common starling)
Lineage: Eukaryota; Metazoa; Chordata; Aves; Passeriformes; Sturnidae
Gene: EEF2KMT
Product: eukaryotic elongation factor 2 lysine methyltransferase
Cellular component (GO): protein-containing complex
Source: RefSeq, a predicted model, not a curated record